This is a messenger RNA of Ilyonectria robusta, 1412 nucleotides long. RefSeq names its product FAD dependent oxidoreductase. The transcript has 3 exons. Gene Ontology annotation, cellular component: cytoplasm. Bases 42 to 1412 code for a protein of 456 amino acids. NCBI's taxonomy places the organism in Eukaryota, Fungi, Ascomycota, Sordariomycetes, Hypocreales, Nectriaceae. Gene Ontology annotation, molecular function: oxidoreductase activity. The record is from RefSeq and is a predicted model, not a curated record.
GUUUCCUGUCAGCACGGUUGUUCAGUCGCCUGAGUCCGAUCAUGGAGGCAUCACUCCCUGUCGCAUCUCCAACCCUGUCCCACUGGCACCGAACCACACGUUCAUUCCCUCACUUAAAUGAAAAUCAUUCAGCCGACGUCCCAUCUUCAACGACGUAUCUCAUCAUUGGCUCUGGUAUUUCCGGAGCGUUGACUGCCUGGGAACUAAUCAAUAACGGCGUCAAGGCUGAAGAUAUCUUGAUCCUUGAAGCUAGGGAGGCCGUCUCGGGUGCCACCGGGAGAAAUGCAGGACAUAUACGACCAGACGCCUUCCCGGGAUUUGCUCGCUUUUCCGCCAUUCAUGGACCAGACCAAGCGAAAUCUAUCAUCGAGAGCGAAAAAGUGGUCUUGCAAAAGGUCAAAGAUUUCGUCGAGUCAAAUGGUGUCGACUGCGAUUUUAAUUACACCACAACCUUCGAGGUCUGCCUUGACAAAGCGUACGCCAAUCACUUGGAAAAAACUCUAGCAGAGUUUGGACAGGCUGGUGGUGACAUCUCUCAUAUCAUAUUCCACGAAGGCGAGGAGGCAAAGACAAAUACCAGAGUCUCUGACGCUAUCUGUGCCUACGAAUGGGCCGCUGCAUCGAAUCAUCCUGGCAAGCUGUGUCAGUGGAUUCUAGCUGACGUUAUUCGUAAGGGGGGGAAGUUGUGGACGUAUUGCCCUGCAGCUAAGAUUCUGAAGCAUCAGGGUCAUGACAACCUGCGAUGGGAUAUCCAUACUCCGCGUGGAGUCAUUGCAGCAGAAACUGUUGUCCACUGCACCAACGCGUAUGCGGCCUUCCUCCUCCCAGAGCUGGAUGGGGUUCUCACGCCACGAAGAGCACAGGGUCACUCAUAUAUCCCGCCCCUCUCCUUAUCCGGCGCAAACACCAUGAAAAGUACGAUGGCUUUGCGAUACGGCCCGAAACACUUCUUUUCCGUGAAUCAGCUGGAGGACGGUACUGUUAUCUUGGGAGGGGUGGCGACGAGGAGCGACUCAGAUUGGACUCCAACACUCCCCAAAGACAGGAUCUCUUUCGAUGACGCAGCACAUAAUCCACAAAUGAAAGAAAACAGCAUAGCCGAGUUUUCAAAGCUGGCUUUCAAGGCGCCCCAAACACCAGCUCGAUCUGAAGAAGGGUUUUCUCAUGUCUGGACCGGCAUUGUCGGGGAAACGCCAGACGCCGUACCACUGGUUGGUUCUAUCCCAGGGUUGGAAGGCCAAUGGAUUUGUGCCGGUUUCAAUGGACAUGGCAUGGCACGAAUCUUUCUAUGUGCCCCUGGAAUUGUCAAGCUUAUGUCUGGCAAAUCCUGGAACACAACUUCCCUUCCGGAAUGUUUUCGCUUUAGUAGUGAGAGGCUCAACCAGUUUGCUAAGCUUAAGACUAAGGUUUAA